CCUGGAGCAAUCUCACAGGGUGGUUCCACUUUCCAUUCAGGUUCAAAUACUUUGCUGCCUCCUCUACAGCUGCCAGACUUGCUCCUGCUGCUGCUCAGGGAGAGCAUCUGGAGUGUACCUUACUGACCACCGAGAAGAUGAUGAGUUCAAGCUAUUGGAAUGAGAUGAGCAGCAGCAGCAGCUGUGGGACUCAGCAGCUCCCAGAGGUGCUGCCGUGCCAGCCUCAGCAUUACCACUGCUACCAUCAGUCGAGUCAAGCCCAGCAGCCUCCAGAAAAAAAUGUAGUGUAUGAACGAGUGAGGACCUACAGUGGACCCAUGAAUAAGGUGGUUCAGGCCUUGGAUCCCAUCGGCUCACGAGAAGUGCUCUCCCCUCUCAAAACAUCCUCCUCCUACCAAAAUUUGGUUUGGAGCGACCGUUCCCAGGAACUCCAUUCUCCAACUCUGAAAAUAUCUACUUGUGCCCCAAGCACUCUACACAUAACCCCAAGUACUGAACAGGAACUCCAUUCUCCAGCAGUAAAAGUCACUACAUAUCCACAGACCACUAUUAGGAGAUAUAUAGUACAAAAUCCUGAACAGGAACCACUGUCUCCGUUCCUAAGAGGAGGCCAUUUCUUCCCAGGAAACAAUGUUAUUUAUGAAAAAACAAUAAGAAAAGUGGAGAAGCUAAAUACGGAUCAGGAAUUUUAUCCUCAGGUUCAGUGCCAUCAUCACAUUGUCCAACAGCCCCAGAUCAUCCAUUCUCCGCACUGUCAGCAAUCCCUUUCUAGCCAGCAAAUCCAAACCAUCACAGGAGGUGAUUCAAUAUCUACAAGCAUUGGAAAUGAGCUGUGCCAUGGUGAAUCAAGCCAUAUACAUGAACAGGUGAUAAUUCAGGAUGAUGGCCCUGAGAAAUUGGACCCCAAGUAUUUUGGAGAGUUACUUGCAGAUCUAAGCCGCAAAAAUACAGAUCUGUAUCACUGCCUAUUAGAACAUUUGCAGAGAAUUGGAGGAAGCAAACAGGACUUUGAGACCACAGAUGAGUCGGAAGACAUUGAGUCCUUGAUUCCUAAAGGAUUGUCAGAGUUUACAAAACAACAAAUUCGCUAUAUUUUGCAGAUGAGAGGUAUGUCUGAUAAAUCACUCCGGCUGGUGCUGUCCACAUUCAGCAACAUACGGGAGGAGCUUGGACAUCUUCAAAAUGAUUUGACAUCCCUGGAAAAUGACAAGUUAAGACUUGAAAAAGACUUGGUUUUCAAAGAAACUCAAAUAAAAGAAUAUGAAGAGCUCUUGGCAUCAGUGAGAGCAAAUAAUCGUCAGCAGCAGCAAGGACUUCAAGACUCAACUUCAAAAUGUCAAACAUUGGAAGAAAGCAAUCUCUCUCUUCGACAUACACUAUCAGACAUGGAAUAUAGAUUAAAAGAACUGGAAUACUGUAAACAUAAUUUAGAGCAAGAGAAUAAAAACCUUAGAAUUCAGGUUUCUGAGACUUGCACAGGCCCAAUGCUACAAGCUAAAAUGGAUGAGAUUGGCAAUCAGUACAUGGAGAUGGUAAAAAACUUAAGAGUGGAGAAAGACAGAGAGAUCUGUAAGCUAAGGACUCAACUAAAUCAGUACCAAAAAGAUGUUUCAAGAAGAGAAGGAAGUUGCAGUGAUUUCCAGUUCAAGAUUCAUGAACUGACAAGCUUGCUGGAAGAGAAGGAUUCCCUUAUAAAGCGUCAGUCAGAGGAACUUUCGAAGUUGAGACAAGAAAUAUAUUCAUCUCAUAACCAACCCUCCUGUGGUGGAAGGACUACAAUUACUACUAAAAAGUACAGGACACAAUAUCCAAUCCUAGGCCUCCUGUAUGAUGACUAUGAAUAUAUACCACCAGGUAGUGACACACAGACAAUUGUGAUUGAGAAAACGGAAGACAAAUGGACCUGUCCAUGAAUGACUCUUCAGCUCAAAGAAGUAUUUUGGGAGGUCUGCAUUAGUACUUUAAUUGUUAUUUUUCCAUAACAAAAGGCCAAUCAAAUUUUUGAACAAUGGUACUACCCAGUGAAUCUAAUGGAAUGAAUUCGUUCUGCAGAUGAGUUUCUUCAGCCAUUUAUGAGGCCUGAAUCCUUUCCAUCACAUUCUUGUAUUCAGUACAGCAACACACCACUUAUUUAAACUUCCAUUGCAGUCAAUGUAGGAUAUAAUUCACUAUUUUUUCAAUAGAAUGCUUCCUAGAUACUGAAUUAAUUUGCUGGGGUAGAGAUUUUACAACUUAUUGCAUUAGAAGGUUUUUCUCUGAUAUUAGAUAUGCAAUUCAGCUACAAGGAUAGGUACUUCUUAUUACCGAAAAACAGGCAAAGACUAUUGAAUUAAAAAAAACAACAACAACAAGUUUAGUGUAUAGUAUACACAGCAUAUAUUUUUCUCACAUUGAAUCUUGUGACUAAAAGAGCUGCUUCCUUACAUGCUAUUUAUAACUCUUAGAGGCAUAACUAAAUCAAGGGUGAUGGUUAACUUCAUUAAGUAGAGAAGUGGGAUAAUAUCUUUUUAAGUAAAUAAAUCCACUUUUUGCACAUGGUGCUAUUAUGGUUCUAAGAACAUAUCACUGGCUUGGCAAAUCUGUUCUUUCAAAGCAUAUCAUCCCCAAAUGAGUCCACCCACUUCCUUAAAAACAUAUAACAAUAUAUUGUAGUAAUGUGUAGAAAGAAGGUAGACAUUUUUAUAGGGGAAUACAUAAUGUAACAUUAAAAUAUUGAAUAAAGGCUUAAAUAAAAAUAGCAAUAAGAAAUUAUUGAUAUCUGUAUCCUACUUGGGAAAAAGAGAUUUUAUAGUAGAGUAUUUACUGUAUUUAGA
Molecule: messenger RNA, 2813 nt
Organism: Molossus molossus (Pallas's mastiff bat)
Lineage: Eukaryota; Metazoa; Chordata; Mammalia; Chiroptera; Molossidae
Gene: POF1B
Product: POF1B actin binding protein
Exons: 17
Coding region: 138-1913 (591 amino acids)
Biological process (GO): epithelial cell morphogenesis; actin filament organization; bicellular tight junction assembly
Cellular component (GO): bicellular tight junction; actin filament; adherens junction
Molecular function (GO): actin filament binding
Source: RefSeq, a predicted model, not a curated record